Messenger RNA from Staurois parvus, 612 nucleotides. The record is from the annotation of a GenBank genome assembly. NCBI's taxonomy places the organism in Eukaryota, Metazoa, Chordata, Amphibia, Anura, Ranidae.
CCGGGUCAUCUGGCGCUGGAUCGUCUGGCUCGACAGCGGGCAUCGGGUCACCAGGCAUGACAGCGGGCACUGGGUCAUCAGGCAUUGGAUCGUCUGGCUCGACAGCGGGCAUCGGGUCACCAGGCAUGACAGUGGGCACUGGGUCAUCAGGCAUUGGAUUGUCUGGCUCGACAGCGGGCAUCGGGUCACCAGGCAUGGCAGCGGGCACCGGGUCAUCAGGUACCGGAUCGUCUGGAUCAACAGCGGGCACCGGGUCAUCUGGCGUUGGAUCGUCUGGCUCGACAGCGGGCAUCGGGUCACCAGGCAUGACAGCGGGGCACUGGGUCAUCAGGCAUUGGAUCGUCUGGCUCAACAGCGGGCAUCGGGUCACCAAGCAUCAGGUCAUUUGGCUCGACAGCGGGCACCGCGUCAUCUGGCAAGGCAGGGGGCACCGAGUCACCAGGCACGACAGUGGGCUCUGAGUCAAUUGGCUCGACAGCGGGCACCAGGGUCAUCAGGUACCGGAUCGUCUGGCUCGACAGCAGGCACCGGGUCAUCUGGCGCUGGAUCAUCUGGCUCGACAGCGGGCAUCGGGUCACCAGGCAUGACAGCGGGCACUGGGUCAUCAGGCGU